Molecule: messenger RNA, 2595 nt
Organism: Phymastichus coffea
Lineage: Eukaryota; Metazoa; Arthropoda; Insecta; Hymenoptera; Eulophidae
Product: glycerol kinase-like
Exons: 11
Coding region: 320-1984 (554 amino acids)
Biological process (GO): glycerol metabolic process; glycerol-3-phosphate biosynthetic process; triglyceride metabolic process
Cellular component (GO): mitochondrion
Molecular function (GO): glycerol kinase activity
Source: RefSeq, a predicted model, not a curated record
UCCGAAAAAUGGAAAUUCGAUGGGAAUCGUGGUAAUAAAACAUUACUUUUGGUGCUUUUUAUGUCACUGUUUGAAUUAGAUUGUUACAGUUUUGUUUAGAUUUUUAUUAGUAUAGUGCUAUACGGUGCAGACGUAAAUCUGUCGAUUGCCCAGUACACUGUCUCAGAUUUAGAGUGGGAUCAAAGUUCAAGACCGCGCAACGGGUUUAUAAAUGAAUUUGUUGGCUGUGUCACUAGUAUAGUAUUCGCCUGCGCUACAAAACAAGAGGAACUGUUCAAUAAUUGGAAUUAAUCGAUAUAACUGUAGAAAAACAGUACAGAUGACUGAAAAUGUAUUUGAAAAAACAAGUAAUGCUAACAGAUAUGGUCCACUCAUUGGAGCUAUUGACGAAGGCACGAGUAGCGUUAGAUUCUUGGUUUUUGCAUCUAAUACAGCGGAAGUUUUAACUUAUCAUCAGAAAGAAUUGAAAAUCUCUUAUCCACAAGAAGGAUGGGUUGAACAAGACCCAAUAGAAAUUUUAGAUGCAGUCUAUGAAUGUUUAAAUCAAACAGUAGAGAACUUGAAACAACUAGCUAUUAACCCAGCUGAUAUUGUAGCGAUAGGAAUAACGAAUCAAAGAGAAACAACCAUUGUUUGGGACUCUCAAACAGGAAAGCCUUUAUAUAAUGCUAUUGUAUGGAUGGAUAUGAGAACCACUGGUAUCAUAGAUAAAAUUCUCAAAAAAAUUCGCAAUCAAAAUAAAGAUUAUUUAAAAUCUUUAUGUGGGUUACCUAUAAGUCCUUAUUUCAGUGCUUUGAAACUAAAAUGGCUUAUAGAAAAUGUAAGUGAAGUAAAAGAUGCAAUCACAGAAAAUCGAUGCAUGUUUGGAACAGUUGACUCCUGGCUAAUAUGGACUUUAACUGGUGGAGCCAAUGGUGGAGUACACUGUACAGAUGUAACAAAUGCUUCUCGAACCAUGUUAAUGAAUAUAGUUAAUUUGGAAUGGGAUCCAUAUUUAAUGUCUUUCUUCGAUAUUCCUCAAGAUAUAUUGCCACAAAUACGCAGUUCAUCUGAAAUAUAUGGUAAUAUCGUUGAUGGUGUAUUACAAGGAAUUCCUAUAUCUGGAUGUUUGGGUGACCAACAAGCUGCUUUAGUUGGUCAAAUGUGUUUUCAGCAAGGUCAAGCUAAAAGUACUUAUGGAACUGGCUGUUUUCUUUUAUAUAAUACUGGAACUAAAGUGGUCGAGUCUUCUCAUGGAUUGCUUACAACAGUUGGAUAUCAGUUUGGACCAAAAUCAGAUCCGGUUUAUGCACUAGAAGGUUCUAUUGCAAUGGCUGGUGCUAUUGUCAAGUGGUUAAAAGACAAUUUACAAGUUAUAAAUGAUGUGCAAGAAACUGAAGCCAUUGCAGAAAAGUUAAGCAAUGAUAAUAGAAUAAUUUUUGUCCCUGCUUUUUCUGGGCUGUAUGCUCCUUAUUGGCGAAAAGAUGCCCGAAGCGUUAUUUGCGGCAUCACAGAAGACGUAAAUUAUGGUCACAUAGUAAAAGCGGCGCUUCAAUCUGUCUGUUUUCAAACAAGAGAUAUCCUUGAAGCUAUGAAAGAAGAUACAGGGAUGACUUUAACGAAAUUAUUGGUAGAUGGGGCAAUGACGAACAAUAAUUUGCUUAUGCAAAUGCAAGCUGAUAUUUGUGGCGUCCCAGUUGUUAGACCGGUUAUGUGUGAAAUCACUGCACUUGGAGUUGCAAUAGCAGCUGGUUGUGCGGAUGGUAUUAAAAAGUGGGAUAUAAAUAUCGGCACUAACGUUCCAAGUGAUACUUUUACUCCAGCAAUCACAGAAAAUGAGCGUGAUGUGCUUUACUCGGAAUGGAAAAAAGGUAUCGAAAGAAGUCUCGACUGGGAUACUGACAACGCCUCUGAGGAAGAGGAGGACAUCAAUAAGAUGACAGCACCUGGUUUAUUUAUGUUUGGCACUAUUUUACUACUUUUAAUUGCGAGGUAUAGAACGUAAAGUUCUUAGAAAACUUUAACGAUAGGGGAAAAAAGAUAUUCCAAGCGAUUGUAGAAUCAAAUGAAAUUCGCUCCACAUCACUGCAUUUAGCCAUUCAUGAAAAAUAUUCAAUCUACGGGUAUGGAAGAAGAGUCGCAUAUUGUCCAUAAACCAAUUUCUUUUAUGUUAAAACUUGCUAUGUUACGUAGAUGACCAAUUAUAUAUAUUAUUUUUACAAAUACUUAUUUUUUUGAAGCAACGAUACGAAACGAAGUUUCCUGUGCAGUACUUAAAACAUUUUCGUACGUUUAUUAAAAUUAGCGUUUGUUUUAAAUAUAAAUCGUUUUAAUUCAUGUGUUCACAAGUCGGUUAUCAUGAUUAUCAUACUUCAUUCACUUAAAUUGUUAAUCGCUCACGGAGUUACGAACGUUAUGGUGAUUUAGAACUCGAAUGAUGAAAGUGUGUAUUUUUAUAUACAAUGCUGAUGAAUUUGAAAAUUUCAAAAAUUUGCAAGUGAAAAGUAAUGUGUAUAUUAUAUUCAGCUCAAGGGAAAAGAACAAAUUUUUACAAAAUAUAAUAUAGACGUUAUGUACUCUAAGUGCCACAUUAAGUGUGUUAUAUUGUUGUUAAAU